UCCCUCACGGCUUCUUCUUCUGUGAGAGGCGAAAGCUAAUGAGAGUGAAGUGAAGUUUCUGAAAAACCAUAAGAAAAGCCAUGGCACCAUUGUUGGCCCUGCAAGAAGACCUGGAGGAGCUGAGACAAACCUUUCGGAGUGGAGCAACACGAAAUGUGGCGUGGAGGAAGGCACAACUCCGAUCUCUCGUCAAGCUCCUUCGCGAACAGGAAGAACAAAUCUUUGCCGUUCUCCAUGAAGAUCUAGGAAAGCAUCGCAUCGAAGCCUAUCGAGAUGAGGUAGGAGUCCUACUAAAAUCUUUGAAUCAUGCUCUGAGCAAUGUAGAGAAAUGGAUGGCGCCCAAAAAGGGCCAACUACCGUUGGUUUUCUUUCCGGCGACAUCUGAAGUGGUUCCUGAACCUCUUGGGCUUGUUCUUAUUUUCUCUUCUUGGAACUUCCCCCUCGGAGUGACACUGGAACCAUUGAUAGGAGCCAUAUCAGCAGGGUGUACAGCAGUUAUAAAGCCUUCUGAACAUGCUCCUGCAACCUCUUCUUUUCUGGCCAAAGCCUUCCCAAGAUAUAUGGACACUAAAGCCAUUAAGGUCAUUGAGGGAGGAGUAACCGAAGCAGAGCAUCUCUUAGAACAGAAAUGGGACAAGAUAUUCUUCACUGGGAGUACACAAGUCGGACGCAUAAUCAUGUCCGCAGCUGCUAAACAUCUUACGCCUGUUACCCUGGAGUUGGGUGGGAAAUGCCCUGUUGUCUUCGAUUCCGGAUUGAGCUCCUCUGACAGAGAGAUGGCUGUUAAAAGAAUAGUAUCAGGGAAGUGGGGAUGCUGCACUGGCCAAGCAUGCUUAGCCGUCGAUUAUCUACUUGUGGAGGAGAAGUUGGCAUCGACUCUGAUUGAUUUAUUGAAGAAGUCAAUCAAGGGACUCUAUGGUGAAAACCCAGCAGAGUCAAGGACUAUUGCAAAGAUUGUGAACAAGCAUCAUUUUAAGAGAUUGCGUAGAAUUCUCGAAGAACCAGGAGUUUCAGCUUCAGUUGUCCAUGGUGGUUCAGUAGAUGAAGAGAAACAGCUUAUUGAGCCAACAAUCUUGCUGGAUCCACCACAAGCAUCUGAGCUCAUGACAGAAGAAAUCUUCGGCCCAUUACUUCCAAUAAUCACAUUGAAGAAUAUUCAGGAAAGCAUUGAAUUUAUAAAUUCAAAGCCAAAACCACUUGCAAUCUAUGUCUUCACCAAGGAUGAAAUGCUGAAGAGGCAGGUGUUAUCAGAAACAUCGUCUGGAAGUGUAACAUUUAACGAUGUCCUCAUUCAUUACUUAGCUGAAGAAUUACCAUUUGGUGGUGUUGGUGAGAGUGGUAUAGGAAGUUACCAUGGGAAGUUCUCUUUUGACACAUUCAGCCAUCAAAAGGCUGUUCUUCGCAGACGCUUCUUCAUGGAACCUCCGGCUCGAUACCCUCCAUGGAAUGAUUACAAGCUUAAAUUUAUCAGGUUGCUUUAUCAUUUCGAUUACUUUGGGCUGCUGCUUCUGUUGACGGGGUUGAAGAGAUGAUUAUCAAAUCCUUCCAGCAGUUACUAUAAUACUUAAGAGGCCCCUACAGCUCCUGCAACUAAUAAAAACCAAUCAUUCUUUGACUAAGACAGAUGAACGGAUUUUGGAUGAUUCCAGCAACUAAUAACAGGGUUAUUUGGGGUUGAUUGUUUUUUCAAAGUUCAAACAUUUACAUCGUUCAAUUUCAGUUGUAUUUCAAUGUAUAAUAAGCAUAUCAGCUAUAAUGCACUUAUUUUUCUUUGGGCAGCUCUAUUGCUUUACAUUUUCUAUACCUGUUGAUAUGUUGAGAGUUAUAGAGCUUUAGUCCCCACUAAGUUUGUUCAGGUCCUCGGCGCCUUCAUAUGCUUGAGGAGCUAUUUCCACUAAUGCAAUGUUUCUUAAAUCAUAAUCAAAAUGGUUGAGUUGUUACCAAUCA
Molecule: messenger RNA, 1947 nt
Organism: Macadamia integrifolia
Lineage: Eukaryota; Viridiplantae; Streptophyta; Magnoliopsida; Proteales; Proteaceae
Product: aldehyde dehydrogenase family 3 member F1-like
Exons: 10
Coding region: 81-1532 (483 amino acids)
Biological process (GO): aldehyde metabolic process
Cellular component (GO): cytoplasm
Molecular function (GO): aldehyde dehydrogenase (NAD+) activity
Source: RefSeq, a predicted model, not a curated record